This is a messenger RNA of Chanos chanos (milkfish), 933 nucleotides long. It is a transcript of the gene napgb, whose product is annotated as N-ethylmaleimide-sensitive factor attachment protein, gamma b. Gene Ontology annotation, biological process: intracellular protein transport. The transcript has 12 exons. The coding region runs from base 1 to 933 and encodes 310 amino acids. The record is from RefSeq and is a predicted model, not a curated record. Gene Ontology annotation, molecular function: soluble NSF attachment protein activity; syntaxin binding. Lineage: Eukaryota; Metazoa; Chordata; Actinopteri; Gonorynchiformes; Chanidae. Gene Ontology annotation, cellular component: SNARE complex; vacuolar membrane.
AUGGCUGCCCAGAAAAUAAACGAGGCGCAUGAACACAUCGCCAAAGCGGAGAAAUGUUUAAAGACAAGCAUGACUAAGUGGAAACCUGACUAUGAUGGUGCUGCAUCAGAAAUGGCAAAAGCUGCUGUUGCUUUUAAAAAUGCCAAGCAGUUUGAGCAAGCAAAAGAUGCUUACCUGAAGGAAGCAGAAUACCACACAGAGAACAAAGCACUCUUUCAUGCGGCAAAGGCGAUAGAACAAGCGGGUAUGAUGUUGAAGGAUAUGAAACGUAUGCCAGAGGCUGUCCAGCUGAUUGAGAAAGCGAGUGUGAUGUACGUGGAGAAUGGAACAUCGGGCACCGCCGGCAUGGCUCUGGACAGGGCGGGAAAACUUAUAGAACCUAUGGAUCUAGAAAAAGCUGUUGACUUGUAUCAGAAAGCUGCAUCAGUGUUUGAGAAUGAGGACCGUUUGAGGCAGGCGGCUGAGCUGCUAGGUAAAGCCUCUCGACUCUUCGUCAGACUGCGCAGGCUGGAUGAAGCAGCUGUGUCCUUACAGAAAGAAAAGAACAUGUACAAGGAAAUAGAAAACUACCCCACUUGUUUCAAGAAAACCAUUGCCCAAGUGCUGGUCCACCUUCACAGAGGUGACUUUGUUGCUGCAGAUAAGUGUGUCAGAGAGAGUUACAGUCUUCCAGGUUUCAGUGGCAGUGAGGACUGUGUUGCUAUGGAGACAUUACUACAGGGUUAUGAUGAACAGGAUGAAGAACAAGUGUACCGAGUGUGUAACUCCCCACUUCUCAAGUACAUGGACAAUGAUUAUGCCAAGCUGGCCAUCUCCCUGAAGGUACCAGGAGGAGGUGGGAAAAAGAAGAAGUCCCCUGCAGCUCCACAAGGGGGUGCUGGAGCACCACCUCCAGCUGAGGAAGAUGAUGACUACGAGGGUGGGCUGUGUUAG